Humulus lupulus (European hop) is the source of this 405-nucleotide messenger RNA. Its product is annotated as pyrophosphate--fructose 6-phosphate 1-phosphotransferase subunit beta-like. Gene Ontology annotation, biological process: glycolytic process; photosynthesis; response to glucose. The transcript has 4 exons. Bases 1 to 405 code for a protein of 134 amino acids. Gene Ontology annotation, cellular component: cytosol. NCBI's taxonomy places the organism in Eukaryota, Viridiplantae, Streptophyta, Magnoliopsida, Rosales, Cannabaceae. The record is from RefSeq and is a predicted model, not a curated record. Gene Ontology annotation, molecular function: diphosphate-fructose-6-phosphate 1-phosphotransferase activity; 6-phosphofructokinase activity.
AUGUCGACCAAGAUGCCUUACGAAGCACCAUGUUUACAGUCUUCACUGAGCAGUCAACUUUUCGCCCAACCAUCUGCCUUGGUGGUGCCGAGCGAUUCUGACUCUAACGAUUCGCAGAAAAAGUUGAAAAUUGGUGUCGUUUUGUCGGGAGGCCAGGCACCUGGAGGGCACAAUGUCAUUUCUGGAAUUUUUGAUUACUUGCAGGAGCGUGCUAAAGGCAGCGUAUUGUACGGUUUCAGGGGAGGUCCAGCUGGAAUCAUGAAGGGCAAGUAUGUGGAACUUACACCAAAAUAUAUUUACCCGUACAGAAACCAGGGUGGUUUUGAUAUGAUAUGUAGUGGAAGAGAUAAGAUUGAAACUCCAGAGCAGGUGACUUUGUUUUCUUUCUUCGCAGUUUCAUGUUAA